CCAUACAUUCUAGUACGUGGCAACCUAGCAUCAUACAGUCAUAAAUAUCCCUGGAGAGUUUUAGUGUCAGGGCUUAAAGAAGUAAAGCACAACGAGGUAUAACGAUACUUUUAGCGCGACAAUGGCAACAACAACCAAUUCCAAAAAGCAAGACACCACCGCCGUCGACGAGGACGACGACAUUUUCUAUUACGUCGGUGUAAAAGCGUCACCGUUCGCGGCCGAUAGCGCGGUUUUCGGUUUGCCACCGAAGGAGGUAUCGGCCUUACGCUGUCGUUUCCCGCUGUCCUCCUGUAGCACGAAUGUUGUGAAUGGAAUUAUGCUUAAAGGCACACCAUUCUCCGUCAUAAAUGCUCUAGCUGAACUCGGCUAUCGAGUUAUUUGUAGUACCGGAGAAGCCGAGGUACUUUGGACACUACAGCGGGAUUGUUAACACUUUAAAAAUGGGCCUUACUACAAGCGCAUUAUAUGUCUAAACAUAUAUUCUCUUGUGACUUCUAUAUAUAUAAUAUGUAUGUGUCUUUAUGAAUCAAACUGUAGACAUUAGUAUUAAUGAAUCGAUGAGAUUUGUAACUUCAC
This is a messenger RNA of Atta colombica, 579 nucleotides long. RefSeq lists its product as uncharacterized. The record is from RefSeq and is a predicted model, not a curated record. The transcript has 3 exons. Gene Ontology annotation, biological process: negative regulation of biosynthetic process. Bases 122 to 433 code for a protein of 103 amino acids. Lineage: Eukaryota; Metazoa; Arthropoda; Insecta; Hymenoptera; Formicidae.